AUGGAUGAGGACGACCUGAAGUCGCUCUCCCUGAAGGAGUUGCUUGACACCCACGGCGCCGUCUACCAUGACCAUGACCUCGGAAAAGUCUUCCGCAUCAAGACGGAGGCUCUCCUUCAGUGGCUUGAGUCUUGCCCUCUACAACCUUCCCAGAAGAAGACGCUCAGUCGAAACAACGGUUUCCACCGCUACUCCGUUGACCUCAUGGUCAUGGUCCAGAACUGCGAGUUCUUCACCAAGCCUCGCCAGGACGUCCACCGCAGAGACAUCGAUGGCUUGCUCAUCGCCGCCACCACCUCGGCGGACGACGACGGCACCUACUUCCCCUGCCAGAACUGCCAGAAUGGCGCCAAGGACAACUUCUACGGAGGAUGCUUCGCCCACGACCACACCUCGCACCGGCAGCUUACGCUUGGACACAAAGAUGCUGCAACAAUCAAGAUACUCACCCAGAUCGCCACGAUGUUUCUUCCAGCAUCUCUUAUAGCUUCUCUUUUCAGCUCAACCAUGUUCGGGGAUUCCAGUAUGAACAUCUCGAGCGUCGGCCUGUAUUUUGCGGUCACUAUGCCGCUGCUGCUGGUCACUCUGUUGCUCAUCAUCUUUCUCGAAAGAGGGCUUCCCUGGAGGCACACAACUUCAGACCUUCAGAUAGGCUCUAGUUAA
This is a messenger RNA of Lasiosphaeria miniovina, 663 nucleotides long. RefSeq lists its product as uncharacterized. The record is from RefSeq and is a predicted model, not a curated record. The transcript is spliced from 3 exons. Bases 1 to 663 code for a protein of 220 amino acids. NCBI's taxonomy places the organism in Eukaryota, Fungi, Ascomycota, Sordariomycetes, Sordariales, Lasiosphaeriaceae.